GGCCGAAGCGACGGCCGCAGCGCGCCGGCGGCGCGAGUCUCGGACUGGGAGGAGAGUAGCCGCGGCGCCUCCCCGGCAAAGUGGUCACUGCACCGGCCUGACAGAGCUCACGAAGCGUUCGGACAAUGCUUUUUGUGACUCUUGUGAUUGUCCCGAAAAGCCCAGAAGACUCGAUGAUCCUUGGAACAACAGAAAUGGCCAACCAAGAAGCAGCAGAGAUACAAAUUUCAGAGUUAGACUUACUGUCUAGCAUGUUUCCUUAUGAGGAAGAGUUUGCCAUCACAGACCAGCUGGCUCUAGCGGAACUGAAACACUAUGUUGAAAAUGAGUCUGCAGAGGUGCCGUCUUCAAAAGUUCAGUUUAUACUGAACGUAAAGACAGAGGUGCCUAGUGCCUCUAUGGUGGAAUUCUCUAUGGCCUGUGCUUUACCAUUUAAAUAUCCGACUGUUCUCCCAGAAAUUACUGUGAGGUCAUCAUUAUUAAGCCGCUCUCAGCAGAUUCUCCUGAACUCUGAUCUAAAAACAUAUUUGAUGCAAAACUUCAGCGGCGAGCCCUGCAUGCUGAGUGCGAGGGAAUGGGUUAAAGACCACGCAGCUGCUUACAUUGACAAAGAGCUUUCAUCCUUCCCAAGGACAGCCUCAGAUGCCACACAGUCAGAAGUCACCAUGUUCACUCGAUUGUGGAUCUACAGUCAUCACAUUUACAACAAGCAAAAAAGAAAGAAUAUUAUUGACUGGGCCAAGGAGCUCUCUCUGUCAGGGUUUUGCAUGCCAGGGAAGCCAGGUGUUGUUUGUGUAGAAGGUUUACAAAGUAGUUGUGAAGAGUUCUGGUCAAGGAUAAGAAGAUUAACGUGGAAAAGAAUCCUUAUUCGGCACAGAGAAGAUGUUUCUUUGGAAGGUGGAGGACAUGCUGAGAUCCAGAAGCAACGAAAGUUCCCCACUUUGGAAGAAAAAUGUUUUGAUGCACAUGGUGCCAGGGGAAAUCACAUGGACUUGGGGCAACUAUAUCAUUUUUUGGAAGAAAAAGGAUGUGCUGACAUAUUUCAAAUGUACUUUGGGGUUGAAGGGCAUUGAAGGGGUUGAAAAUCAGCAUAGGUGCCAGCAGCUACAUUUCUAAUUUAAUCUAAUUUAAACCCUCUUAACAGAUUGCUUAGCUUUUCUGCAACAGUUGAUCAGAGAGGGAAUUAAUAAUUCAUGAUUCAUGUGAUGAAUCCAGUUUUCAAUGUAAACAAAUACCCAGUGAAAUCCUGAAUAAUGAAAAUGACUAUAUGAAUGCUUUAUGCACUUUCUGGUGUUAAGGAGAUUUAGGGUACGUACCUACUUAAAAUGAAAGAAAAUGUGUUUGAUAACCAGUUACAGAACUGUAGAUGGAUGAACAGAUGGAAUAUGGUGAAUGAAUAUACAAAUAAGAAAAGACAUGCAUCUCAGGAGCGAGACCAUAAUGUUUACAUUAAGUGUUACUGUUUACAUACACUUCAUGAAAACUUUUUUUUAAACAAUCUUCUACUUUUUACCUGAAAGUUUAGUAAGCCAUGAGAGAAUUAUUUUAUUUAAAAAAGAACAAAGGGAGGGAGCAAGUUUACAAGAGUCUUACUCAUGCUAUCAGGAUGAGCUAGGAUGCCAGCUCCAAGGCAUAAGAAUUUUCUCUAAGUGUGUGUGCAGGUAAGAUAGAUCCCAUGGUGGCUCCUACAUCUGUCAUUUUGGUUUGUGUAAAAGCAGAAUUGUACCAAGGAUCAGGUUCCCUUAUAGCAUGCUCCAAAACUCUGAAUGGAUCCUCAACCUUCUGAGUUCUCAAGUUUUCAGUCUGUAAUAUGAAGUGCAUUAUGUUGUGUGUGUUUUUGAGUGGGAUUUCAAUUAAGUUGUAUCAAUGAAUGCUAAUUUUGCAGAUACUGUAUCUAAAUCCUGUGGUAGAAAAAGCAGACAUUCGUUUGUUUGGAUUAAAUAUUUUUAUUAAUUGUGAAAAA
This is a messenger RNA of Lonchura striata (white-rumped munia), 1963 nucleotides long. RefSeq names its product RWD domain containing 2B (gene RWDD2B). Gene Ontology annotation, molecular function: protein binding. NCBI's taxonomy places the organism in Eukaryota, Metazoa, Chordata, Aves, Passeriformes, Estrildidae. The record is from RefSeq and is a predicted model, not a curated record.